AGCCUGCUGGAAUCAAGCAACCGACCUCACGUCUAUAAAUAGGACCCUCCUCAUCACAUCGAGCACUCUGAUACAUGUUUCAUUGAGCAGACAAUCCUCGCGCCCUCCCUAGGUCCUAGGUCAACAGUAAGAUGCCAAGCUCUAAGUUGAAAUGCCAUGUGUGUCACUAUAUACACAGAACUUGAUCAUCAUUGGUGCUUCCCUACCACUAACCAGCAGCUCUCUUCCUCAUCGAACCCAGAUCCCCUAGCUAAUGUGCAAGAAAUUUACUCACUGAUGGCGGGAACUGGCACAUAUCUAUAUAGCCCUCAGGUGAAUGUGUCUAACCAGAACUUUCAGACUCCCGCUGUUGGGGUCAACCUCCCUGAGAACAAAUACAAAUCACCGUAUCCGUAUAUUCGAUACGACAACCACCAGACCCGAAGCAAUAUACCUUUGAAUACGCCAACAUCGAAUUUUUCUAUGGGAAGAGAAGUUGAUACUUUUCCAAAUCAGCAUUAUUAUUCCCAACUACAGACACCGCAUGAUCUGAAAACAAAUGCAGGACUCUGUGUUGGUACGGAAUUCACGAAUUCUAUAUCUCGGCCAGCCCAUCCCUUGCCCGAUGGAGAUCAAGAAAAGAAGGUAGAGGAAGAUAUUUUUCGAAGGGACAAAGUGCAGCAGUUUAUGGAACUCAGUGUCAGAUGGGACCAGUUUAUGGAUAGUAUCCCUGAGGAGCAAAGGAGCAUUCUCUUUCGAGAUGUAAAGAAAUACUUCACUGCCUAAGCCAGGAUUCUGGAUAUAUCAUAGUACAGCCGAAUGAAUGCCAAGGAUGGGGUCAGUGUUAGAGUGGUGAAUUGGAGGUUGAGAUACGUUUGAGGGACACAGUCACCGGAGGGCUGGUGGCUGCAGGUGAUAACUCAUCAAAUUAUGCCUGUAUUUUUAAGCGGUGUGAUCUGUACUACAUAAACAAUGCAAGCCACUGCAUGUAUAUCACUAUGGAUUGAUCUACCGACAGCAAAGC
This is a messenger RNA of Fusarium oxysporum Fo47, 1003 nucleotides long. RefSeq lists its product as uncharacterized. The transcript is spliced from 3 exons. The record is from RefSeq and is a predicted model, not a curated record. The coding region runs from base 157 to 765 and encodes 202 amino acids. NCBI's taxonomy places the organism in Eukaryota, Fungi, Ascomycota, Sordariomycetes, Hypocreales, Nectriaceae.